AUGGUGGCAGCGCUCGUCUCGACCUUGACCCCUCUUGCAAUGAAGUUUGGAAUUUCGGCGGACCACGCCAGUUUUCCAGAAAGAGCAAAAGCACGACUCAGUAGUUCGACAUACAAGGCUCCAUCAGACUCGGAGGAAUCUACAGACGAGUAUGAGGCGGCUGUUAUCGAACCGUCCGACUCAGAGGACUCGUUUUAUUACGCGUCUGACGAGGAAAUACCAUCUAGAACAAAAACCAAAGCCGGUCCUCCAAAGACGGCGACAGAGCAGCGAGAGUUGACAGAGGCAAUGGCUUCUGUCAAGUUGCAUACAGAAUAUCAGGAUCCACUAGAGGCGUGGAUAAAGCAGAAUCAGCAAGAGGCAUUCCAAAUAGCGCAAAAUCGUAUGAAAAGGUCUCAUAUCACUAUGAGGAAUCUCUAUAUGACAGCAACUCAGAUCACACAAACGAGCAUGGACGUCAGUGCUCAGGAACAACAGCGAGACGUGGAGCGAGUGAUCCGGGCUCGCCAGAGUGAAAGGGAGAGACAAGAGCGUCUUGAACAGGAGCGGUGGGAAGCUCGAAACAAGGCUCUCUGGGAGCACGUCGACAAAGCUGCAGCGAUAGUCGAGGCUCGCCUCGAGGCUGAGCGACAAGCAGAAGAGGCCAAGAGACGACAGGCAGAGGCUGAAGCCAGGAGAAUAGAAGAAGAAAAGCAAAAGCGACUACAAGCGGAACAACAGGCGCGGGAAAAGGCAGAGGCGGAGAAGAGGCGGAUUGCGGAAGAAAAAGCUCGAGCUGCCGAGGAAGAGAAGAAGAGGGUCGCUGCAGAAAAAGCGGCAGAAGAAAAGGAGCGAUUAGAGGCAGAGGCAAAGCAGCAGCGUGAAAAGGAGGCACUGUCCAAGUUCGAGGCGGAGCGUAAGCGAGCGGGACUCUCCACGCCAAGGGAGGACUGGGAUAGGGCGCUGGAAAUUAUGCAGAAUGUGAAGCACGGUCAUCUUAAGCGGGUCAAAGAGGAUUCGGUAGCCCGACGACAAUGGAACGGGAUUCGCAGAAAUGUCACGUUGCGUAUAGGUCAGCUCACCGACAACGAUAGCGAGGUUGCAAGGAUUUCCACACAAAUCUUCGAGCUCGUUCGAGUGCUUGACCCAUCGACGGACAUAUAUCCUGCUGCGUUAUCUGCACUGGCCAAGGCGAUCGUACUGCAAGCAGAAACAGAAGUAACUGCCAAGCUGGAUACCGCCGGUCCUCUGGCUGCGGUCGUGAUCAACCUCUUCAACCUGCCUGGCUUUGACGAAGUCCUCUGGUCACGAAUGGUCACUCGAACAGGAGGGUGGGUGAUUGGCCAUUUUGUGACCAAGCGACAGGGACAAAACGAUGCCGAGUUUCGCAAGCUUGCAGGGUAUCGAGAGGACGAGACACAAGUGGACCGACAGACUCGCAUAGGCGGUGUCAUAUCGCUCUAUUUUGCAAUUUGCACGUCCCCUAAAGCCACAAGUAUGCUGCCCACCCCGUUCUGGCCAACCAAAAUCUGGUCCUUCCUUUCACGUAUCAUGGGCGAUGCACGAUUAACGCGGCAAUCCAUGGCCCCAUACCUGAUGCACUCAUGUCUUGAAAUGGCUGCCGGCACGGGCCUGGCCAUGUUUGGUCGUCAAUGGCUCAAGCUACUGAUUGCACUGGGCCAGAGUAGCAUGGAGGAGGGCCGAAUGGGUGCAUCGGACGACGCGGGAAAGACUGCCCGUGUGCGACUCCAGCUCAGAGCCGAAAAGCUCCUAGGAGAGGCGGGAGUCAUGGGUUCCGCGCGCUAA
Serendipita indica DSM 11827 is the source of this 1785-nucleotide messenger RNA. NCBI's taxonomy places the organism in Eukaryota, Fungi, Basidiomycota, Agaricomycetes, Sebacinales, Serendipitaceae. The record is from the annotation of a GenBank genome assembly.